UUUAUGACAUAUGACUUUUAAUUUUUAUUCGAUAUACAAAGUUAUACAAAACUUUUCUACUUGAAUAUUUAUUAGAAACAAGAAAAAAGAAAACCUCUAUCCAGUUAAACCUGUAUCUAGAAAUCUACAAAAUCUUUCUUGAAUGGACAGGAGUGCUAAGAAAAAUGAUAUCAGUAAAGCCUGCGACAUUCGUAAGAGUCAUCUUACUGACCUGGAAGUUCAAUUAGAAGGAAGAAAAUUAAACUUCAAUGAAUCACUAAAGUCAGCCAUCUAUCUCUGUUUGAAUCCAAAGUUUGAGGCCAAACCCAAAGAUAUUCGUGUCAUCAAUGUUUCAGCAGACACAUUUGUGGAGUUCCUGGACACUAUUAAAUUUAACUUGGACAGUCACAAAUUACUUGUGGACAAUUCAAAUUUUAAUGGACCUCUGGGAGACUGUCGUAGCUCUGCAGAUUCCUGAACUAAUUGUAAUAGUCGACAAGAAGAUUUGCCGGUUAAUGUGCGCUGUUGUGGGACUUUAUUAAGCACUGGGAAAUCCGUCCAGUCUUUCUAAAACGUCGCUAUAUCUAACUGUUAUUCAAUUACUAUUCAAAACAGCCUACUUCUAACAUAACGCCAUGUUGGUCUCUUGUUCGCCUAAGUCUACUACGUCAUUAGUCUGUCUUACUACGUCAUUACUUUUACCGUCGCUAAAACUAUACACAAUAUAUUUAACUAACAAAACUAACCUACUCUCUAAACUAGAUGCGUAGAAGUUGAUGUGAAUCGGGUCUUUCCUAAGUAAUGUGACGAGUAAGAACAGAGUAGGAUUACGAACAAGAAGAAUAACGGACAAGACGCCUAAGAGGACGACGCUAGGCUAGCGACGACAGAGGACUGUGCCCUUUUUAUUGUUUAUUAAAUUGUUGAAGUUAUCAGCCUGCGUUAUUAAGUAUAUUCUUGAUUCAUUCUGUUGUUGUGUCAUAUGGACUCGCAUGCACCAUUAACAUAUAUAUAUUUAUCAACAAAAUAGACCAUUAACAGCGCGUACUGUUUUGAGACUUUCUACGUCAGGGCCAGUCUGUAUCAAUCACAUGUCGUCCUCUCCGAAACUCGACUUUAUUUGCAACGCCUGUUUAUGACAGCUGACAAAAUGCAUCUAUUCUGUGUUUUAAAGUUCCGUGACUUACUGAGCAUAGUAAAAGAUGAUCGCAUACGAGUGGAAAGUGAGGACAUUGUUUUAAGGUUAAUUUUCCUAUGGGCUGAAAAACUGAACAACCAAGAAGGAAAUUCUGGGGCAAGCGAGGAUGAGAGUCCAAAAAGAAGAAAAGUGGACAGUAAUGUGCCAUGCAAGGAAGAGAAUGAGUUAAAUGAAAACAUUUUUGAGCUCUCUCAGCUAAUAAGAGCCUCAAGGUAUGGGUUAGCGAGCAUUGAAUGUCUUCGAGAGCUCUCCAAACAUCAUUUGUGUCAGAAAGACGAAAUAGCAAAGCUCGUCAUAACUGAGGCCAUCAACUACAAGCUAGACAGAAAUACUCACGGAUAUUAUCCUCCAUUCACAUAUCCUAGAAACACCGGUCUUCUCUGCUUCGUGGGUGUAUUAGCUGACAAAGAUCAAGUCAGUGUGCUGUAUCCUGAAACCAAUUAUUAUUGGAAGUGGUUGAGACUUCCCAGAUGUCCUUUGCAUGCACAAAUAAUAAAUGUCACUCUCUUUGACAACGAAAUCUAUAUAAUAAGCAGCACAGACAACGAAAGUAUUAUCUUUGUGUUUAGAGACAAAAAAUAUAUAUUUGUUUUGGAUCUUCCCAAUAAGAACUUCAUUGUUGUCGCUAAAGGAAAUUGUAUCUACGCCAUAGACGGCACAAGCAGAAGCGUCAAAUGUGUGUCGCCUAGAGAGACUCCAGUUCUUCACAGCGAGAUCAAGUUCCCUGACAUGAUGAAAAAUCCAGAGAGUGCUUUAGACUUUGACAAAAGUAUCUUGAUUUUCUGUUCCGCUGACUCUGAUGAAAGGUCGACAGUGUUUUCUUUAGACGUACCUGAACAUAAAUGGACUGACUGCGGAAAUCUUGAAGGGUCAGCUAAAAAUUUGGUUGGAUUUAGAAUUGAAACAAAUUACUUUAUCCUACAAAGAGAUGGAUCGUUAAGCCAGGUGUUGAGGAAACAUGAUGACAGCAUUGACUUUAUCUUCAUUCAACGUCUGUGGUCUAUCCAAAUCGCUCUACGUGGUGCCUUCAUCUACAGGGACAUUCUGUACGUUUUUUCAAAUACGCCCUUGAAAAGUUCAAGUCUUUAUGGAGUUUCAGGUUUGUUUUGGAGGGCGGAAUAUUGGUAUCAGGAAAGAGAGGUGCGCAACUUUGUGCCUUUUCUGAUGCCUUCAAAAUAUAAGAGGCCAGAGUUCUCCGGUGUCGACGAUUCCGAGUCAGAGGAUGACUGAGUCACACGAUGCAAUGACACGAUUUUUUGUUUUGCAAUUAUGAGAGCUUCUUAAAGUUUUAACGAGAUCUGUAGACCUUUGUUCUAUUUAUGUGCAAAAAAGUGAUUUGAAGAGGAGGGCGCGACAGGGGAAACUGACGAAAAUAUGCAUACAAGUUCUGGGUAAAGAGUUGACAGCAACAGCGAAAAUCACAUGACUAACAAACUAGCACAAGCUAUUUCAUUCAAC
This is a messenger RNA of Biomphalaria glabrata, 2635 nucleotides long. RefSeq lists its product as uncharacterized. Bases 1115 to 2407 code for a protein of 430 amino acids. Lineage: Eukaryota; Metazoa; Mollusca; Gastropoda; Planorbidae. The record is from RefSeq and is a predicted model, not a curated record. The transcript is spliced from 2 exons.